Messenger RNA from Rubroshorea leprosula, 703 nucleotides. NCBI's taxonomy places the organism in Eukaryota, Viridiplantae, Streptophyta, Magnoliopsida, Malvales, Dipterocarpaceae. The record is from the annotation of a GenBank genome assembly.
CCUUCCAUAAGCAUUGCGAAAUUGAUUAUUCAGAAAAAUUUGAUUGAUGUGGGUAUUUGUUACUAGUUCCUGCGGUUCCAAUUUUCUUGUUCCUGUGGUUUCCCUUGGUUUUAAAGCUUCUUUGAAACCUGAGCGUCCUCUGAAAAGAAAGGUUGGUGAAGAAAUCUUUGUUAUUGCUUCUGAACCUCCACUUGAUGCUAUAGGUAAAGCAAGGAAAGGCAUGAUUGAUGUUGACAAGGAAAUUCCUUCUCUGAUUAUCCUACCUGAUGAUGAGUUGCAGAGUUUUUCUUCUGAGGGGAGAGUUUUAAUUUCUCCAAUUAUGGAUUUUGUUGCUAGGAGGAGCUUUUCCAAACCUUUGACAAGUUAUGACGCAUGUAUUGAUGGUCCUUCCAUCAUUGGGCACAGCUCCAUUACUCGCGAGUCUUCUAAAUUUAUGCUGCUUGCUAGUGACAAAAAGUCGCUUUCAGAUUUCUCUGUGGAAGCCAUGACAUGGCUGUCCAUAACUUUGCUAGUGGACAACUACCAAUGGGCUCAGCAGUUUUCAAAUGAAAAAAGAAAGAAAACAACUCUUGGGAAGGAGUAAUCUUAAGCAAGAAGCACCUCACAAGGAAAGCAAUAACAUAUACAACAGCUCAAGGAGCUAAUUGAGGUAGACUAAUAGAAAUUUCAUCAUAAACUUCAGUAAUAAAAGGAUGCAAAGGAA